This is a messenger RNA of Lodderomyces margitis, 1533 nucleotides long. RefSeq lists its product as uncharacterized. Bases 1 to 1533 code for a protein of 510 amino acids. The transcript has a single exon. NCBI's taxonomy places the organism in Eukaryota, Fungi, Ascomycota, Pichiomycetes, Serinales, Debaryomycetaceae. The record is from RefSeq and is a predicted model, not a curated record.
AUGAGUACGCCUUCAACGCCUAUAGCUACGCCGGCAAUAUUGCACAAGAGCGACGCAACCACGUUACCUGACGCCAUACACAACAACCCCAUGGCCAAAAGUCACAGCAGCAAUGAUAAUCUUGGCGACCCUGCCAAAUCAAAUAGAAAUAGUGAUCACUUUCAGAUAAAUCUAGAGAAACCUUCUACUCCAUCACCACCAAAUAGAAAACGUGCGUCCGCGUCGUUUCUCAAGACUCCUGAACAACCAAAAGACGCCAACAAGAGGUAUUCAGCAACACUACCGUACACUCCAUCAUACAAGCGAACAAGUACAGGGUCAUACAAAUCACCCGAUGGAAAGUUGGUUUAUCAAAAUGUCAAUUCACCUUUCAGUGCUGCUCAUUUGUUAAAAACACCCAGACAUUCCGCGAUUGAAGAUUCACCUACAGGCGAGGAUGAAGAUGGACGGAAAGUUAAAAUGAUGAAAACUCCCCAGUACUUGGGUACGGCAAAGAAGUUGUUCCAAGGUGAGGAUGGUAGUCCUAAUGGCAAUAAACGAGAUGAUUUAACCGAGAUUAGUUCACAGUUGAGAAAUAAGUUAAGUUCAGCAUUGGGUAAAUUGCAGAAAGAUGACGCGACCCACAAUUCUAAAAUCACCUUUACUGAAUUAUCAUUUGAUUCGCAAACUUCGCCAACGAGGAAAUACACGCCGAAGAAACAUUCGGCCUUGGGUAAUAACUGGGUGCCAACAAAUACCCUACAGCGAGCCAAUCUCAAUCUACAAACAUUACAGCAAUCUCCUAUUGCCAAGUCUAACCACUCAUCUCCAAAGUUGGAGCAAGGACAUGGAUUCAGAUCAAAUACAACUUCACCUUUGAAGCAUUCGCCUGUUUUGAAAGGUGAUAGCCAGCACAGCAGCCAUUCACGGUUGAACAAUAUGCCUUCUCCUGAUGAAGAGACAAGUGCUCAUUCCGCAUUAUUAGCAGCCCUAUCGCGACAACGAAGGAAAUCCCGAUCGUCAUUUUCAAACCCUGAUGGUAGAAGAAAGUCGAUAACGGUUGAUGGGCCACCGUCAUUGCAAAUAACCACACAGAAGGAGGUUAAGCUACCGCCUCUUAACGUUGCUUUGAAUGGUAAUUACAGCACCCCAAUUAGGGGUUUUAGCGGUAAAAAUAAUGAGCAAGAUGCAGUGAUUUCUUUAAUGUCACUAGCAUCGCCUCAAUCAGUUAAACACGGGCAUUCGCGAAGCCAAAGCAUGAACAGUAAUGGCAACUUUGCAACAAGUGGUGCUGCUUUUGGUGAUAAUAUCGCCUCCCCUGUAUCGUCACGAUCGUCGCUGGUGCAAAUCCCAUCGCCAACUUUUGCCAAUAUGCAACAGCCGCCACACCUACCUCCCUUGACGAGAUUUAUGAAGAGUCCUGAGGCUAAACAAAAGGGUUCUCGAAAGGGGCUUGUGUUUGCUUCUGAUGAGACUGAUGAGGAAGAUGCUGCUGCUGCUGUAGUUGGUGAUGACGAUAAUGAUUCAGAUCGAACGGUUGAAGAGGACAAAUAG